AUGGAUACACCAGAAGUUUUGAAUCAAAAUUUUGAUUCUAUCUUAUUCUUUUCAAUUAUUAUAUCUCUCAUCACAUUCUUUUUUUGGAGUAGACCAGGUACACAAUUUUUAUCAUAUCUUAGUGGUUCAAGAAAUGGAAGUAGCUCAAUAAGCAACAAUAGAAUAAAUAAUAAUACUAAUAACAAUAAUAAUGGCCCCAACUUGGGUAAUAUUGAUUUUUCAGAAAGUAAUAGUAACAAUACAAGUAGUAAUAAUGAAAACAGUAAUAUACAAACAACAGCAACAGCAACAGCAACAGAUAAUGAUACUCCAAUAAUACAACCAAUUGAGAGACCAACAGAACCAUAUCAAGAGAAUUUUACAUCAGAUAUUGAUGAUUUAGUUAAAAUUAAUAUUAUUCAAUCAGAAACAGUUUAUCAUAGAACAUUUAGACAAUCUAAAAUUUUAAAAGUUUAUGAUUUAAAAAAAUAUUUUUAUCCAAAAGAAAUUCAAGAUAAUAAAAGAAUUUUAUUUAUAUAUAAUGGUAGAGCAAUGAUUGAUAAUCAAUUUUUAUCAACUCAUCCAAAUUUAUUGAAUGGUGUUAAUGGACCGGGUUUCGUUCAUUGCUUAAUAAAAAAUCCUUUAACCGCUGAUCAAGUUGAUAAUAAUGGUAGUGGUGGCGGUGCUGGUGGUGGUUAUUAUAAUACAAAUAGCUAUGGUUUUGGAAGUAACAGUAAUGGUGGUAAUACAAAUUAUGUUGGUGGUAAUGUUGAUGGAAGAGGUUAUAACAAUAAUGAUUUCUUUACUUGGAUGUGUACUAAAACACUUUUUGGUUUAACUGGUUUGUUUUUAGCAUUAUUAUGGGGUCUUCAAUUUACAAAUCCAAAACUAUUCAAUUUAUUCUCUUCUGUAAUGUUAUUCAUUUUCACUAUCUUUUGGGGAUUUGGUUUUUAUUCAUCUUUAAAACCAAAUUUAAUUUAUCAACAACAACAACAACAGCAAUCACAACAACAGCAACAGCAACAACAACAACAACAACAACAACAAUCACAACAACCAAAUACUCAUUUACAUAAUGAUUAA
Messenger RNA from Dictyostelium discoideum AX4, 1062 nucleotides. RefSeq lists its product as hypothetical. The transcript is spliced from 2 exons. The record is from RefSeq and is a predicted model, not a curated record. NCBI's taxonomy places the organism in Eukaryota, Evosea, Eumycetozoa, Dictyosteliales, Dictyosteliaceae. Bases 1 to 1062 code for a protein of 353 amino acids. Gene Ontology annotation, biological process: ERAD pathway.